This is a messenger RNA of Lodderomyces orthopsilosis Co 90-125, 2016 nucleotides long. Its product is annotated as serine/threonine protein kinase. The transcript has a single exon. Bases 1 to 2016 code for a protein of 671 amino acids. Gene Ontology annotation, biological process: intracellular signal transduction; protein phosphorylation; intracellular monoatomic cation homeostasis. Gene Ontology annotation, molecular function: ATP binding; protein serine/threonine kinase activity. NCBI's taxonomy places the organism in Eukaryota, Fungi, Ascomycota, Pichiomycetes, Serinales, Debaryomycetaceae. The record is from RefSeq and is a predicted model, not a curated record.
AUGGUGGAUUCCCCAAAACCUGGAAAGCUUUCAAAAUUGGGUAAAUUGUUUGGUAAAUCGCAAACAAACUUACCCACAAUGCUGCAGCAAUCGGUUUCUGGUAAGCCCAAACUGCCCUCACCUACAAGAGAAGCCCAAGUGAAACCACAGGAAGUUAAAACUGAGUUGCCAAAGGCACCAGUGGAGAAAGUAAAGGAGUCAUCUCUUCAAACUAAUACGUCAUCGAUAAUUUCGCCUGCCACUUCUGAUAUUACAUCACCACAACCUAUUUCAAAUGAUGAGGAUUUUAUACUAUCCCAAGUUGAAAAUGACGAUGUGUCACCAUUGCGACAGAUUAAACAACCUCAACCACAACAACCGCACAAAUCGUCACCUUUGGCCCAACAUUCUCAACCGCCCCCAUCACUCAACCAGUCUAAUAACUCAUCACCAAAGUUGGCAAGAACCAGAUCACAGUCUCCUGUGAAUGGUUCUGUUUCAAAUACCACUUCACCCAUGCUGAUAUCGUCCUUGGACAACAAGUUGAAGAAGCAUACUAUUUCAUCUGCGCCUCCAGCUGCUUCCAGUGAAAGACAUCCGUCCGUUUCAUCCAUUCCUUCUAGUAGACCAUCACCAAAUGUAUCUCGCUCAUCGUCAAGAAAGAUCGCUCAGCUGAUUAAGCAAGCAGCGUCUUCAUCAAGUGCUCAAUUGACGAAAAACAAGAACGAUUCAACAACGUCACUAAAUUCAUUGGCACACCAGCCUCAACAACCACCGCAAUUGCCAAGGUUUGUCAUGUUAGAAAAUGGAAACCAUCAACAUCAUUUGCGAUCGGCUAAGCGUCAUGAAAAGUUGUCAAACAUGUUGAAAGAUUUGUUGGGAGCCAAGAAGUUGCGAGAUGAGGCAAAGAGUGCUGUACCUGAUUUGGUGGGAGCCAUGCAGUCAUCCACUUCACAAUUGCAGCAACAGCAAUCUGGUUCAAAUGCACCUAAACCACCAACUUUGUUUGCUGGAUUGGUGACACAAGUUAAAAAUCAUACUAGUCCUUAUCAUCAACCGGGUACUGCUGAUGUCAACAACACCGACAAAGGACCCAAUGCAGAAGCUGGGCCUGACUGUCGAUCAUUUGUGGAAAAGUACGGAAGAUGUCAAGAGGUAAUUGGGCGUGGUUCAUUUGGUGUUGUGCGUAUUUCACAUAAAAAACUUGAACCUGCUACUUCAAGUAAUGCCACUCCUGGAACAAAUGGACAAGAAAAGCUUUAUGCUGUCAAGGAGUUUAAGAAGAAGCCUAAUGAAAAUGAAAAGAAGUACAACAGGCGAUUGACGUCAGAGUUUUGCAUUUCAUCGUCACUAAAACACUUGAACAUUAUCGAUACUUUAGAUCUACUCAAGGAUGCCAAGGGUGAUUACUGUGAAGUGAUGGAAUUUUGCACCGGUGGUGAUUUAUACACAUUGAUUAUUGCUCUGGGUAAACUAGAGUAUGCAGAAGCCGACUGUUUUUUCAAGCAGCUAAUCAGAGGGGUAAACUACAUGCAUGAUAUGGGUGUUGCUCAUCGUGAUUUGAAACCAGAGAACCUACUAUUAACGCAAAACGGUGUUUUAAAGAUUACCGAUUUUGGUAAUUCAGAAUGUUUCAAGAUGGCAUGGGAAGAAGAAGUGCAAUUUUCCGAAGGUAUAUGUGGGUCAUCGCCUUACAUUGCUCCAGAAGAAUUUACUCAGGAGCUGUUUGAUCCUCGUUGUGUCGAUAUUUGGGCAUGUGGUGUCAUCUACAUGGCUAUGAGAACGGGACGUCAAUUGUGGAAAUUGGCAGAUCCCACAAAGGAUGAAUUUUUUGAAGAGUACCUUGUCAAGAGAAAAGAAGCUACUGGCUACGAACCAAUUGAGAGUUUAAAGCGUGCCCGUUGUAGAAAUGUCAUUUAUUCAAUUUUGGAUCCAAAACCAGAGAGAAGAAUAACAGGUAAACAAAUUUUGAAUAGUGAAUGGGGUAGAGAGAUCAAAGUUUGUGAUGCAGGAGAGGGAAUUUCAAAUGAGUCGUGA